This is a messenger RNA of Camelina sativa (false flax), 1152 nucleotides long. RefSeq names its product GDSL esterase/lipase At2g38180. Lineage: Eukaryota; Viridiplantae; Streptophyta; Magnoliopsida; Brassicales; Brassicaceae. Gene Ontology annotation, molecular function: hydrolase activity, acting on ester bonds. The record is from RefSeq and is a predicted model, not a curated record.
UGUGUUUGGUACCUUUUUUUAUCAGUAGUGCGAUCUGACAUUAUCACAAAACGCAUAAACCCUUAUUUGCAUGGCCUAAUCAAUUUAUUAUUAAUCAGUCUCUCUCUCUCUUUUUUUUUUUUCAUUAAUCGGAGUGAGACGAAGCAAAAUUCUCCUGGCGAGAAGAAGAACCAGCCAUGGUUGGACCACAAAGACCUCAAAUCGUCCUCUUCGGUUCUUCAAUUGUUCAAUACAGCUUCACCGAUGGUGGUUGGGGUGCCACACUCGCUGACAUCUACUCUCGUACGGCUGACAUCAUCGUUCGUGGUUAUGCUGGUUGGAAUUCUAGGUUUGCCUUGAAGGUCUUAGACCAAGUCUUCCCAAAGGAUGCUGUGAUACAACCUUCAUUGGUGAUAGUCUAUUUCGGUGGGAAUGAUUCAAUGGAUCCUCAUCCAUCAGGCUUUGGUCCUCAUGUUCCUUUAUCUGAAUUCAUUGAUAACAUGAGAAAAAUUGGAGAGCAUCUUUUGGGACUCUCGGAUAAGACCCGCGUCAUUUUCCUUACUCCUCCGCCAAUGAAUGAGAAACAGAUCCAGCUAGUUUUUGGGGAUGUGAUAAAAGGCCGGAGUAACGAGCUGUGUCGUCCAUAUGCAGAAGCGUUGUUAAAUCUAUGCAGAGAGAUCAAUGUGAAAGGUGUUGAUAUUUGGACGGCAAUACAGCAGCAAGAUGAUUGGUUGAACAGCUGCUUCACAGAUGGGAUCCAUUUCACAGCCAAGGCAAGCGAGAUUGUCUUGAAGGAGAUACUGAAGGCAGUGAGAGAAGCGGAUUGGAAACCGAGCCUUUACUGGAAGUCAUUACCGAUUGAGUUUCCAUUUGAUUUUGGUGUUCCAAACUCCAUAACCCUUUGUGAUUUGGAAUUAAACAGAAACAUGCGGUAUGAGCCAGACACCGUGAGCCUUUGUGACCAAGAGUUAACCAGAAACGAGCAGUUGGAGUCACCACCACCUACUGCCCGGUUGUAAAACAACACUUAUUUAGAGAUUAUGCUACUAUAUUGACAUGGUUUUACCAGUUUCACUCUUUAUUUGCAUCUGGAUAUUCAUCUUGCUAAUUUAACAUUUGGUUAGACGCUUUGUUAUGUAUCAUUAGGUUCAUUGGGUCGUUGGAUAACAACAA